Messenger RNA from Porites evermanni, 1295 nucleotides. NCBI's taxonomy places the organism in Eukaryota, Metazoa, Cnidaria, Anthozoa, Scleractinia, Poritidae. The record is from the annotation of a GenBank genome assembly.
AUGAUGUCUAUUUUUGGCUGGGGAUGGCAGACUCAACAAAUGGAAGACAAGGUGAUUAAUAUGGUUGAGAUCAAGUCGUCAAGAAAUUUGUUACAAUUUUGUGCCUUAGCAUUUUGUAUUACAUGAACUUCAUUUCUAUCUCUGUUUGCAAUUGUAUUUACCAAGUGAAAAAUAGAACAAAUAACUAUUCAGAUUGUAAGUACAUAAAUUUAUGUUAAAUAAGACAUGUAAAACUGUACAUGUAUGGCUGCCAUUUUUAGUUAAAGAGAGGUGAUCGAAAGAGGGGUUUUUGUGUCUUAUCUAGGGUACAACAUAUAAUCUUUUGUUGAGGAAUUUUUCUAAUCUCACCUGCGAGGCAAUCCACAAGAACUGGAUUCAGAGGUGCUGUUGAGGGGACAACAACAAACACCUCACAAUUCUUAUUGUGGUCCCCAAAUUUUUGUUUCAUUGCAAAGAAAUACAAAAUCGUCCAUAUCAAAGGUACAUGUAUCAUGUAGUGAUAAACUUCCAAAUUAUCUAUAAACUAAUAAUGGUCAUUGCCUAACUAUCAGUGCAUAUUAAGUAGUCGAGUCUAUGGUCAAUUAAGCGUUUGAUCACGUUGAAGAACUCCGUUAUUAUUUCUUUUUUUCAUUUAUAUAAAAUCAAUUUUUUUAGUGCAUAGAAACUGUAGACAAAAGCGAUGGAUUGUCUUACUGAUCAAAAGCUUGCACCUUCAAAAAAUAUACAUUAUAAAGAAUAUAGGUAAAUUGGAAACUAGUCAAAGGGCAACCAGGUGACGUGGCAUCUUGAUUAAUGUAAUAAAUCACUACAUGUAUAUAAAUUAAUUGACAUUUUGAACUGUUUUCUUCACAGACCAUGACUAGCUUAUAAUAUUUUCUGCAACUAAACAGCAUAGUUUACACGUCAUUUUAAUUUCCUCCAAAACAACUUAUUACAUAAACAUCAGGAAAUGUAAUUUCACGACCACAGUGAAUUAACAAGAGAAUCCAGUAAAGAAAGGAUGAUAAGGAUUGUAAGUCAGUUUCCUUUAUGCAAUUACAGGGCAGUCCCUUGAAGAUAUCAGAGGAAUGACAGAAGCAACAGAGAGGGGAGAGGCAGCCCUGGUCUCAUUAAGAUCUGACCGGUUUGUUGAUGAUCAUUGUUAGUGUCGUUAUUAUUGUUAUUGUUCUAAUUAUCUGUGACAGUGUCAAAAGCUCAAGUUUACAAACAUACAUGUACAUCUAGUAAGAAGAUGUAAUGGUUGGUACAGCUAUAGUCACUGGAGAAGUUUGAUUCCAUUUACAACCCAGAGUUAA